AAGCUGGUCUCCAGAAAUGCGCCUGUCUCAGCGUGGCCUUUGCACUCCUCCUCGUGAGAGGGGAGGGGAGUGGCUCUGGGGCUGAAGGGAGGGCGGGGACUUCACGAGAGUCCCUUGCCGCUGCCCCCUCCGCCCCACUCCGCCUGUGGGUCGACACAGCCCCGCAGCCCGGGUUUCCAUUGCGCGCUCUCCUCGGAUCUCCCCGUCGCUCGCUCGGCCUGGAUCUCCGGGGCGGCGCCGCAUCGGGGCCCGCCCCGAGACUGCUCGCUCCCAGAACUGGCUGGCGCCCCGGCCGACCGGGCCAUGUCCGUGGAGCCUGAGCUCAUUGAACUGCGGGAACUGGCGCCCGCGCCGCGCGCCGCCCCAGGUCGCACCCGUCUGGAGCGCGCCAACGCGCUGCGCAUCUCGCCGGGCACAGCACGCAACCCAGCCAGGCAGCCGGUCCCGGGCCACGGCCACCGCUUCCAGCCCGCGGGGCCCACUACACACACGUGGUGCGACCUCUGCGGCGACUUCAUCUGGGGCGUCGUGCGCAAGGGCCUUCAGUGCGCGCAUUGCAAGUUCACCUGCCACUACCGCUGCCGCGCGCUCGUCUGCCUGGACUGCUGCGGGCCCCGGGAUCUGGGCUGGGAACCGGCGCUGGAGCGGGACACGAACGUG
Messenger RNA from Miniopterus natalensis, 660 nucleotides. The record is from RefSeq and is a predicted model, not a curated record. NCBI's taxonomy places the organism in Eukaryota, Metazoa, Chordata, Mammalia, Chiroptera, Miniopteridae.